AUGUAUUCAUUUUUGCUUUUUUUGGGAUUUGGAAUCGUUUCACAGCAAUUCAAUUUCAAUAAACAGGAGGCAAGAGUCGAUGGCACUUUUUUAUGCAGACAAAAACCGAUUCCGGAAAAUACAACGGUCACAAUUUGGGAUGACGCUAUCAUUGCAGACGACAAAUUGAACGCGACGUGGACGCGCAAGGAUGGAUCUUUCCGAAUUUACGGCCGAGAGUUUGUCUUUUUCUCCUUCAAGCCAUUCAUCGCCGUUCGUCAUCGAUGUGGGCAACGGCCAAAGUUGUGCAAGUACGAGACUCGGAUCUGGUUUCCCUCGUCGAACUACGGUGAAGGCGUCGUUCAUCAUUUGGGAAUCAUUCAAUUGGAGAGACUUCGCAACAAUGAGACGGUCACCAUCAUCGAGUUUUGCUCA
Messenger RNA from Mesorhabditis belari, 414 nucleotides. The record is from the annotation of a GenBank genome assembly. Lineage: Eukaryota; Metazoa; Nematoda; Chromadorea; Rhabditida; Rhabditidae.